This is a messenger RNA of Colletotrichum higginsianum IMI 349063, 384 nucleotides long. RefSeq lists its product as uncharacterized. Lineage: Eukaryota; Fungi; Ascomycota; Sordariomycetes; Glomerellales; Glomerellaceae. The coding region runs from base 1 to 384 and encodes 127 amino acids. The transcript has a single exon. The record is from RefSeq and is a predicted model, not a curated record.
AUGAUCGAUCCAUGGCGUCGAUUCCUCUUCCACAAGCAUGGAGCCGUGGUAAAAUAUGGAGAUAACCGCACGAGAGGCAGGACCUUACAUGUCACUACCAUCCGAAGGAAAACACCGCAUCAGACGAACCUCCGUUCGCGUGGUUGGACAAGUCCCGGGACCCCGGGCCUCCGGGGCCCGGAAGGCUCCAGUGAGCUCGGCCACCACGCGUUGGGCCGCUUCCAGGAUAAGCUGCAACGAAAACCACUCGGAACGUGGCACGCGCCCUCCGAGAACUUGCUCUAUCUCCUCCAGGCGCUCCACAGCAUGGGCGUCAAGUUCGUCGCGGUGAAAGAGAAGGGCGGCGGCGGCGGCGCGGGCCUGAUAUUGAUGUCCGUUCCCUAA